Messenger RNA from Phaedon cochleariae (mustard beetle), 3485 nucleotides. NCBI's taxonomy places the organism in Eukaryota, Metazoa, Arthropoda, Insecta, Coleoptera, Chrysomelidae. The record is from the annotation of a GenBank genome assembly.
UUGAACCAUAAAUAUCAUUUUUUUCAGGUGAAGGCACUUCCAAGAUGACCCUUUGCACCGUGCCGAUCGUUAGUACAAAGCCCAUCAGAAGACAAGGAAGGCCUCCUAGCGGGAAGUCAUGUGUGGGGUCGGGAAAAACCAGGGAAAUGUCCGCCAAGGUCAGAUCCUCCUACAGGCGUAGCUUGGAUCCCUCAGAUAAUUCAAAUGACAGUGGGAUUUGCAACUUCAGCGAACACCACUUGGAGCCACACCACCACACUUUGGACAUGGCAGAGAGGUUGUCAUGGACAGGUGAGAGGGCCGAAGCUAAAAGGCCCAAACUCGACAUAAAAUUGGAAAACGAAGAAAUCAACGACUCUUAUUGCUUUCCAGAAUCUGCUCGAAGCUGUGAAGACAACAUAUCCUUGAUCAGAACUGCACCUGUCGGUACAGUACCUUCGUUAAGUAUAGUAAGUAGUACUAGUACUUCACCAGCAAAGUCGGGACCUAGGUGUACACCACUUUCUAAUAGACAACCUUCUACUGGGCCAGUACCUUUGACUACACAACUUUCCUCCUCGUCACGAUAUACGGAUGUUUCCCUAACCAUAAUAAAACAACCAGAACAACAACACAGAGCGAGAUAUCAGACUGAAGGCAGCAGAGGUGCGGUUAAAGACAGAGAUGGAAAUGGUUUUCCUAUAGUACAAUUGACUGGAUAUCAUCAACCGGCAACUCUACAAGUAUUUAUUGGAACAGACGUAGGCAAAGUAUCCCCACAUAUGUUCUACCAAGCCUGCAAAGUGAGCGGCAAGAAUUCAACUCCUUGCCACGAGAAAAAAAUCGACGGAACCUGUGUGAUAGAACUCCAAUUAGAUCCUGCCAAAGAGAUGUUCGCCACUUGUGAUUGCGUGGGCAUUUUGAAAGAGAGGAAUGUCGAUGUUGAACACAGGUUUCCGGAUCAGUUGGGAAACCGGAGUAAAAAGAAGUCGACGAGGUGCAGGAUGAUCUUCAGGACAAUGAUCACCCUCGGUGAUGGUACUCAGGAAACAUUGCAAGUGUGUUCUCAACCUAUAGUCUGCACUCAACCGCCAGGUAUUCCAGAGAUUUGCAAGAAAUCUCUGACAUCUUGUCCGGCCAGCGGUGGACUAGAGCUAUUUGUCAUUGGUAAAAAUUUCCUAAAAGACACUAAGGUCGUUUUUCAGCUGUUUGAAGAUGGCCAUGUUCGAUGGGAACAAGCAGUAGCGCCAGAUAAAGAAUAUUUACAGCAGACUCAUUUUGUUUGCGUUGUUCCUCCCUACCGCAGACCAGACAUAACUGAACCGGUAUCGGUUAGGUUAUGUGUGGUGUCGAGCGGUAAAACGAGCGAAUCGCAUCAGUUUGUAUAUACGCCCGUUAAUGGGUCUAUGCCCAGUGUUCUCAUCGAUCCUCCGACUACACAACCAACACCAUUUUUUUGGCAGUCAUCCCUAAGCAAACGAGAGCAAGAUCUAGACAUGAUGCCCCCUCCUGAAUCCAGCCUUGUUCCAAUGGCGACUAGACGGCCUUCCAUUAGUUUGCCAUCUUCGAGUGAGGACCAUCCUUCCCCUUUGCAUGCCUUGAAGCAGGAAUACAUGGAUGAAAAUAGUCAGUGCUCCACUAUCGAGCAGGAGAGAUACAGACAUUUGUCCGAAAGUUCCCUUGACGUUCAUCACGGCGACUCUAACAUUUCGAUGAUAAAUGAAAACUCCAUGGACAUGCUUAAUCAGAGUUCGAUGAUGAGUCAUAUGAAUGAAAAUUCUAACAUAAGUGUUGGUAAUGAGAAUAGUGUCGAAAUGAUGGUUCGUCGAAAUUCAGUCAGCCAGUCGAGUCUGACCAAUGAUGAUAGUGUUGACAUCAUUUCACAUAGAGAAACCGUGAACAGACAGGUUACAUCAAUUUGUGAGAAUUCGAUGGAUUGUGCCCACUCAAAUUUGUCAAUAGUGAAUGAAGAAAGCAGUUGUAGUACUUCCACACAACCUACAGUUAGUGAAAGAACCAAUAUUCCUCAACACACUGGACUUCUCACAAAUCACGCAUUGGAGAAAGUAAUUGAUCUGAGAAUGAAGAUGCCAAUAACGCCAGUUGAUCUUGUUAAUACAACUGCAACAUCUAUCACAGCUCUGCAGGGUUUCGGCAUUGAGCAUUCUACUGAACCAUUGCCUAAUCAGAGUGGACAAAGUGUAGAAAAUUAUUUGACUAGGAUUGAAGCAAAACCAUCUGUGGUUCCGUUCAGGAAUCCAACUGGAUUGUUAAUGAAGAAUGAUCUCAGCACGAAGCUAUCUCAAAUAAUUUCAGCAGAUUCCAAUGUUUUCCAGUCUCAAAAAUUGCACAUGAUGCCGAAUCAAAACUGUGGAAUGUUGAACACGUGUGCUAUGUCACACUUGAGCACAAACACAACCGUUUCGGGGCGAGAUCCAAUAUUUUUGAGUUCCUCCCGUCCAUUCUUGUCCUCCACUAUCACACAAAAUGAAGCUGUCAAUAUCGUGGCCAAGUCGGAAAGUGCUGACAUAGCUGAACAAUCAACACGAGAGCAGACUGAUACCAUGGCAUCUUCAACCAUCACCACGAUCGCUACUGCUUUGGAAAGAAGUAUCCCCACGCCUAUCAAUACUGAAAGGCUUGACGCAUUAGUGAACUCCACCGUGGAGACCCAUCUCAGUCCCACUAGAAAUGACACAUCACCUAAAGACUUGCUCAUUAAUAAUAUGGCAUUGGUAACGGCGAAUGAUACUGUUGCCAAUAGUAUCAUAACAUCACAAGAUGUAAUGUUGAAUCCUCAAACAAACCUGAUGGUGCCACCGAUGAUAAAUACAAGAAUGGCUUCCCCACAAGAGAUGAGUAAUGUGCAUACCUCACCGAAUCUGACUUCUGAAGUAAUUUUGAAUUCACAAAUUUCACCAAGCCUGAUGUGUCGAAAUACAAAUGGUUUGCAACAAGAAGGGUUACUGACUGCUCCUAAUUUGAGUUUAUGUCAGUCGAGUAGCAAUGUUGAGUCAGCGCUGAUUCCUGGCAGCAUUGCCCCAUCACAACAGCCACUUAUGGUUCCAAACACUACUCAGAGUUCUUCGGAAGCUUUGGGUUCUUUGACCUCACCUAUUUCAGUGACCCUUGCCGCUGAACCUGAGAAAGCACUUUUACUGAAUGCUGCUGUUGACUUCUUAGAAACGCAACAGAAACUGAAUGAGAUGGAAACAACUACUUUACCUUCAACCACAACGAAUAACACUCUAAGUCAAUUACAAAGUAGCAGUAAUAGCUUUGCACAACCGUUUCCCACAACGAUGAAUUCUUCAAUUAACUGCAAAGAUCAAAAGUCUGAAUAUAUCCUACCGAUAUCUGUCAAAGAUAUCACUUCUACUGUGCACAGUGAUAAGAAAAAUGAAGAUAGAAUGAUUCCUCAAUCAUUUACUUCUCUUACUGAGAAUGAAUUGAUAAACUUUAUCAAUCCUAGUUGUUUCGAUCAAGGUAAUAAUAACUAUCACUGA